This is a messenger RNA of Talaromyces amestolkiae, 3180 nucleotides long. RefSeq lists its product as uncharacterized. The record is from RefSeq and is a predicted model, not a curated record. Bases 1 to 3180 code for a protein of 1059 amino acids. The transcript is spliced from 2 exons. Gene Ontology annotation, cellular component: nucleus. Gene Ontology annotation, molecular function: ATP-dependent chromatin remodeler activity; ATP binding; DNA translocase activity. Gene Ontology annotation, biological process: double-strand break repair via homologous recombination; reciprocal meiotic recombination. Lineage: Eukaryota; Fungi; Ascomycota; Eurotiomycetes; Eurotiales; Trichocomaceae.
AUGCCUUUCAAACCGUUCAAGCCUCCUCUAAUACGAAAGGAUUUGCUAAGUGACGCCCCAUCAAAAGCGACCGAUAACUCCAGCGUUCCACCCCCUUCCAAAAGACCGCGGCUCAACGUCCGCGAAGAUGAGACCGAAAGUAGGAACACGGCAAAGCCGGUAGUCGUCGAUCUGACUCUAUCGGAAGUCGGGAUAGUAAGGAAAAACACCGCGGAAAGACCUCCAUUAGUGAACGUCAAGAACACGCCGGGUGAGACAGAGACGCCGUCAAUGGAAAAUGGCAUCUCUAGCAAUGACGUUGAGGCCUACUAUAACGUUCUCUGGCGCAAGUUCACAGCAAAAAAGCACAAAACCUGGGACGGCGAUGGAAUCCUGGUCAUCCGGGGAGGCUAUGGGUAUCUUCGAGAUGUAUCAGGUCGCGAAAUGGGCCGAAUUGUGAUCAACAAAUUUCUUGAGUCCGGCACGAAUUUGACAAUAGGAGGGAAAGAUGUUGAGAUUGAGUCUGCUAUUUCGAAGAAAGACUACUUAUCAGGGAAGGAAUUUUUGAACAGUACGAGGAAGCCUUCCUCUUCACCUCCAUCUCGAAUCAAACCGUCUUUGGCUUCAAGCCAGGUUGCAAAGUCAAAUGUGCCCACAAGCAGUGAAGGCCCUCUAGACUAUCUGCUCAAGGCGAAUACUGUGAACUCCCAGGGUGGACCGCCGAAGUUAUCGGUGAGACACCUCAACGCUGCAGCCCCUAAAGGCAAUGCUGUUGGCACAGCUUUCAAGAAUCCAUUGAAAGAAACAUCGAGCGCCAAUUUUCAACCGAGUGUCAAAGCCAUUCCCCGUCAUGAUCCCAACGCCCCUGGAGCCUUGGUCAUGAAGCGUCCAAAGACUGCACCAAAAGGACAAACGAUUGUUGACGUUGUAGUCGAUCCGUUUCUAAGUAAACAUCUCCGUGAACAUCAACGAGAAGGAGUCAAAUUUUUGUAUGAAUGUGUCAUGGGACUCAGAGAUUAUAAUGGCGAAGGUGCUAUAUUAGCUGAUGAAAUGGGACUUGGCAAAACUCUUCAGACCAUAACCUUACUAUGGACUUUACUGAAACAAAACCCCAUAUACGAAGCAUCACCUGUGGUGAAGAAAGCAUUAAUCGUUUGUCCUGUCACGCUGAUCAAUAAUUGGAGAAAAGAAUUUCGAAAAUGGCUCGGAAAUGAAAGAAUUGGCGUUUUCGUCUUUGACGACAAACGCAAGAAAUUGACGGAUUUCACCAAGGGAAAGGCUUAUAACAUUAUGAUUGUGGGUUAUGAAAAGCUUCGUACCGUACAAGAAGGAUUACUCAAAGGACAUGGUGUCGAUAUCGUGAUAGCAGAUGAAGGACAUCGACUCAAAACUGUGCAGAACAAAAGUGGCCAGGCUAUACAAGCCUUGAAUACAGCAAAACGAAUCAUACUUUCGGGGACGCCUAUACAAAACGAUCUCAGUGAAUUCUUCGCUGCAGUAGACCUCAUCAAUCCUGGGAUACUCGGCACCUACAAAAGCUUUAUGAAGGAAUUCGAAGGACCCAUCGUUCGCAGUCAGCAGCCCGAAGCCACUAUGAGAGAUAUUGAAAAAGGCGAGGCAAGAGGCGAGGAGCUUCGAGAACUCACUUCCAUGUUCAUUCUGCGGAGGACAGCAGAGAUUCUGUCCAAGUAUCUCCCUCCGAAGACGGAAUACGUGAUACUAUGCAACCCUACAUCUGUGCAAGCAAGUAUCUACCGCCAUGUGCUUGGGUCCCCUAUUUUUCAGAGUGCAUUAGGAAACACGGAAGGAGCAUUUAGCCUUCUUACUAUUUUGAAGAAGCUCUGCAACAGCCCAUCCUUGCUCACUGCAAAGACCGGCGAUGAGCCGCCGAAUGCCACUAUGGAAGCACUGCUGUCUACUUUGACACCAAGCCUACGUCGACAAUUCUCACCUUCAUCGAGUGGGAAGAUCAGAGUUUUAGAUCAGCUGCUUCACAACCUCCAAACAACUACAUCGGAGAAAAUUGUACUUGUUUCCAACUACACCUCGACUCUCAAUUUGCUCGGCAUAUUACUUACUUCUCUCUCUUUACCUUUUCUGCGACUCGAUGGCUCCACGCCCUCGGCCAAACGACAAUCGCUCGUGGAUGAUUUCAACCGAGCUCCUGCAAGUAAAUGCUUUGCGUUCCUCCUCUCCGCCAAAGCGGGAGGCACCGGGCUCAAUCUCACCGGUGCCAGCCGUCUUGUCCUCUUCGACGUAGACUGGAAUCCAGCCACCGAUCUUCAAGCCAUGGCACGAAUUCAUCGAGACGGACAAAAACGGCACUGCUAUAUAUACCGAAUUAUGCUCAAGGGCGCUCUAGAGGAGAAAAUAUGGCAACGCCAAGUCACCAAAAUCGGUUUGGCGGAUAGUGUCAUGGAAUCGAAAUCAAGCAAUAUGGCACAGUUCUCGCGAGAAGAGCUCAAAGAUCUAUUUCGACUCUAUGAAGACAAGGGCUGUCAAACCCAUGAAUUGCUGAAUUGCAAAUGUGGUGGAAAGGGUAUCCCUCCAUCACCAUCUCCUGCGCCUUCUGCUCCAGUCCAUAUAUCACUCUUAGACGAAGACGUAGGCAAAGACGAUGAAGCUGACAAGAGUGAACUGCUCGAAUCUCUUGCGACAACGCCUGAGAAAGUGCGAAGCGUAUCACCCUUCUGGAAAGACGAGGAACUAUCCGACAGUGAAGACAUCGACUUCCCCGACCUGCACACCUUAACAAAAGCUUCAAAAGUCAACAUUGAAGAACAAGAAGAUCAAAUCAAGCGUGGCAAGCACACUCUUCAGCAAAAUUCCAAGCUGAGAAAGACAAAUACAAAGACGAAUGCAACAAAAUCGAAAUUGCUAUCAAACCGUAAACGAAAAACCAGAAAUGACGACGCCGAUGCCGACGGAGAUGAAGCAGUCUCAACCGAACAAAGCAAAAUCCAGCGCUUCCUCGCUGAAUAUGCACACAUCGAUCCAGCUGCUUUUCCCUCCACUAGCGGAGACAAUAAUGUCGAUGAAGACAACGUCGACGAUAUAAAAAACCACAUUGACGACCCGAUUCUACAAGCCCUACUCGCCGAUGAGGAUCAUGGGAUUGGAUUCUUGUUUCAGAAGACUGCUUUUCCGGCCUCGGCUAGUCCUGCGCCUCCUGCUGAUGAUAAUACAGAAGCUUCAGCGUGA